Molecule: messenger RNA, 3348 nt
Organism: Acanthopagrus latus (yellowfin seabream)
Lineage: Eukaryota; Metazoa; Chordata; Actinopteri; Spariformes; Sparidae
Gene: nadk2
Product: NAD kinase 2, mitochondrial
Exons: 13
Coding region: 481-1830 (449 amino acids)
Biological process (GO): NADP+ biosynthetic process; NAD+ metabolic process
Cellular component (GO): mitochondrion
Molecular function (GO): NAD+ kinase activity
Source: RefSeq, a predicted model, not a curated record
ACUCGACGUAGCGUACGUACAACGUACGACCCGAGUACGUGCCAUGUUGCCCGGACGUGCUGUGUCGCUGGCGUUCUGUUGUGUUGGGCUUUGUUAACUGGCCGUGCAUGACCUGGUUUGACACACCUGCCCGACCUGAGGACGUGACGGAGUGCGGUGUGUUAGUUCUCAGAGCCACAGUCGGAGUUUGUGACAUUCAGGAGCACACGCAUGCGGUUUGUGAGCAAGGCUGGACGUGGAAAGUUAAAGUCAUAAACUGGUCACCCCACGGCUAGCUCGGGAAAGGCUCGCUAGACCUGGUGACCUUCCCUGACAGCUGGGUGUGUGUCUGACUUCUUGACUCCCAGACUUCUGUGAAUGGACAGUAACUACACCUGGCCAGAGGACUAACACAUGAACCGGUAUGUGAGCCAGUAACAGCAGUACCGAGCAGGACCUCAUUCAUCACUUUAUUAACUCACCGGACAUGUGAUUGAGUCAAUGGUUGUGUGUUCACUUCUAAGAAUGACUCGCCGCUCACUGGGGAACUUGGUAUGCUUCGGGAAUCGAGCUGUCAGUCUGUUGUAUGGACACUCCCUUCGACCUCUCCACACUUCAACAUGCAACAAUUCCUCGCAGCCAAAAGCCGGAUUCAAACCGGAGAAGGUAGCAGUGGUCACAAAGACUACUCGAUAUGAGUUUGAACAGCAGCGUUAUCGGUAUGCAGGGCUCUCUGAAGAGGACCUCAAACAGCUGCUUGCCAUGAAGGGCUCCAGCUACAGCGGCCUGCUGGAAAGACACAACAUCCACACUAACAAUGUGGAACAUAUUGUGAAGAGCCUGCGGAGAGAAGGCAUCGACGUACGAGUGGUGAAAAGAGGAGAAUACAAUGAAGAAGUAGUGCGAUGGGCAGAUGCCAUUAUCUCUGCUGGAGGUGAUGGGACAAUGCUACUUGUUGCCAGUAAGGUUUUAAGCAAGGACAAACCAGUUGUUGGAGUAAACACAGACCCUGAGAGGUCAGAAGGUCAUCUGUGCCUGCCUGUGCGGUAUACGCAUGCCUUCCCAGAGGCACUGGAGAAACUCUGUCGUGGUGAGUUCAGGUGGCUGUGGCGUCAGAGGAUCCGUGUCCACUUAGAGGGCACAGGUAUCAAUCCCACACCUGUGGACCUGCACGAGCAGCAGCUGAGCCUGGAGCAGCACAACCAAGCUCACCGUAUCACCACGAUGGACAUCCAGCAGAGGACAGGAACACUUACAGAAAGUUUCUCCAAGCCCAGUCUCCUCCCCAUCAGAAGUCUCAAUGAAAUCUUCAUUGGAGAAUCUCUGUCCUCCAGGGUGAAGUUAAAAUCCUUCAAACACCAUGUUAACCUCUUGCUCCAUAGGGCGUCUUACUACGAGAUCUCUGUGGAUGACGGCCCUUGGGAAAAACAGAAGAGUUCAGGACUCGGCAUUUGCACUGGAACAGGAUCCAAAGCCUGGUCUUACAACAUCAACAAACUUGCUGAACAAGCUGUGGAGGAGGUUCUAAAAAUCGGGAAGUCCCAAACAGCUCUUGAUAUCCCACUUAAUCAAAGCUUCAUUCAAAAAGUUACUGAUGAAUACAACGAGUCUCUGGUGUUCAGUCCGGACGACAGACGUUUGCUGUACAGCAUCAGGGAGCCCAUCGUCAACAGAGUCUUCUCCAGCAGUCGGCAGCGAGGCUUCGCCAGCAAGGUGUGUGUCCGCUCGCGAUGUUGGGAUGCCUGCAUGGUGGUCGACGGUGGGACUUCAUUCGAGUUCAAUGAUGGUGCCAUUGCUACAAUCAGCAUGAGUGAAGAGGAUCAGCUCCGCACGGUCCUUCUUGAACACUGAGAUGAGUCAGUAGCGCUCCACACUUAACUGGUUUCUCUCCAGAGUUCAAAAGGAUGUGGUCAAAGGGAAGAACCAGUUUUUAGCUUUUAGUCUUCACACGUGUUGAAUAGUUUUAUACCUGUGGAAAAAAGGUAUUAUUGUUACAAUUGUUUUAUUAAAUGUGUGCAUUGUGGAUUUCCCAGAAUUAUCUUGAAAUCAGACAUUUUUUCCCCUUUUUUUUAACCUUCAUCCCACCAUCCAUCGAUUAUAACCAGAUAGUAUCCACUGGAUUAUAAUGACUUUAAUCCGCUUUGUAGCUACUGUGUUAGACAAUGUUUAAACUGUAACACUACUCACCGUCUUUCAAUGCAUCAAAUCAUAGGUGAGUCUGUUGGCAGAGGAGAUAAUAGAUCAUGUGGAAGGAGGGCUUAAGCUAAUAGAAAAUGAAUAGUUUAAAUCUGUUCCUGAUGAGAUGUUGGUCCUUAUAAAACUGAUACCUAGCCUUGAUGAUUGCACAUGUUUAUCUGGGACAAUGCAACUGGACAGAAGAUUGUGAUGUGCUUUCACAACCAAGUAGCCAUUGGUUAAUGACUUGAAGAACAAAAAUGAAUUUAUUCUUUUUUUUUUUUUUUAACAAAUCCCAAUUAGUCCAGCUUACUUCCUGAAGCGCCUAGUCAGUCCAUUGGUUCCUUCUAAAGAUGUAAAUCUUUGAAAACUGCUUACAAAUGUUUCCUCUUUUUUACCAAAGGAAAUUGUGAAUUUCUUGGGGACUAUUACCAGUGGCAGAUUAAUCCACAGCUGCUGCAGUUCUUGUAGCAGCAGGUCAGUGUAUGUGGGAGUGAGUCAACAGAAACUACAGUGUGUGUGUUCGUGGUAAUGAAGGAACAUAUCAGCCAGUAUUACAGUGUGGCUCACUGAUGUGUUGUAAUAGUGUUUUGGACAACAGUGUAGCUCUGUGGCACACAUCUCAUGAGCUCUGCAGACAACAGGAAACCCAUCGAGUAUCAGCAGACUUUCUUUAUUAAAUGGUAUGUUCUGAAUUAUAUAAAGUGUAUUUGGUGAACUGAAAGCACAGCGGCGGUUUGUUGACUAAAGAUAUUUUUGGAGCAUAGCGUAUAUUUUUUCUAGCUGUUUGAGCCACUCUGGUUCUAAUUAUUAAGUUUGAGAUGAAAAAAUGAAGUGCACUAAAAACAGAAGUGUUUUAGGUCAAAAGUCUGUCUUGUACCUCUCCUUUGGGAGCAGGACAGUGAGCUGUAGAAGUGCCUGAGGUGGACAUCCUGAUAUUUUCACAAAACAAACUGAACAGUUAGAACUGUAUCUGAUGGAAAGUGAUCUAAACAUACAAUGUCAGAUCAGCAAAGCCACCAUUCCUGCCCUGGACUGCGAGCCAAAAGGGGGCUGUGUUUGUAGUCGAACCUACAAAAUGAUCAGGACAUUGUAAUAUGCAGCGUGCCAAAGACCGGGUUCCUCAUGACAAUAUUGUGUCAGUGUGUUCGGAAGUGUUUUGUUUUUGAAUCAGAUAAACACAUGAAACAAAAA